UCGUGCGUAAUGUUUAUGCAGUGACGCAAUUUCAGUUGUGUGAAUAAUUAAAAAUCAGUUAACGCAAUAAAUAAUUUAAUGGUAUUUCGCCCACUUUGUACGAGUUUAAAUUAAGUUAUGUACACUAUUUUUUUAAAUUAGACGAAAUGACAUCCCCGUCAUUUUAUUAUCAAUAUUAUAAAAUUCAAUAACAUUUAAUUUAUACCAAUUCUUUUGUAAUUUUACUAAGUUUUUAUUUGUCAUUAAGAUCUCAAUAGUAUAAACUUGCAAGCAUAAAUAUUGGAAUCUCUGUAUUUAAAAAGUAAAAAAGUAAACAAAAUACUUGUUAAUCAUGUCUUCAAAAGCCGAUCCUGGCCGAGAAGCUGAAGAAUCCCUGUUAUAUUCAGCCAGACAUGGAGAAUUAUCAGUCGUUAAAGCCUUGCUUGAAGCGAAGAGAGAGGGAAAAUUGACAUUGGAUAUUAACUGCAAAGGUAAAAGCAGAAUUAACUAUGGCUGGACACCGCUACAUUUGGCUACGUAUUUCGCGCACAAGGAAGUUGUGGAGUUGCUGCUUGACAGCGGCGUUAAUGUUGACGAAGUUAAUGACAACGGCGAUACCGCGCUGCAUAAAGCUUCUUUCACUGGAAAUGAAGAAUUAGUGAUUCUCUUACUGAACUACAAAGCGGAUGUGAACAUAAUGAACGGCGAGGGUCAGACGGCGUGUGACGUCAGCAAAACGCACGAUGUUCAGCGGCUGCUGGAAGCGGCGCAGAGAGCGGAGCGUGUGGACAAAGAGCGUCGACUCCUCACUGCGGCUAAAGAUGGACGGGUAGAGGAGGUCCAGGCAUUGCUGAGCGGCGUGAGUCCUCCGAACAUAAACAGUGUGGACAGCCAGGGCAACUCGGGGCUGCACUGCGCCGCCUACCGCGGACAGGCGCGCGUCGCCGUGCUGCUGCUGCAGAACGGCAUCGACACCACCCUCAGGAAUAAUACCGGUCAGCUGGCCAUAGACUUAGCGAAGGAUGACGAGAUGCGCGAGGUGCUGAGCGUGCGGCCGGUGCAGAAGCUGCAGCGCACCGCCGCCAGAUUCGAGGGACCCCUGCUCAAGAAGUCCCGCUUCCUCGGCUGGAGACCUGUCUGGGCGGUGCUGCAACGCGGUGUGUUGAUGUACUACGGGUGCCGCGCGGAGGCGGCGCGGGGCGCAGCGCGCGGCGACAAGAAGUACCUGGACGGCGCCCGCCUGGCCGCGCCGCACGCGCAGCCCGCGCUGCUGCUGCUGCACUACAGCGACGGCGACAGCCACCGCCUCGCCGUCGACGCUGCGGAGCCCGACACCCUCGCCGCCAGACAGUCGUGGAUAACAGCACUGAACGAGCACAUCGCGUACUCCGGGCACUACCUGUGGGCGGGCGCCGGCCCGGAGACCGCCAAGGAGGCCACCGAGGACGAUGACUGCAAGCCAUUAGGGUCGAUGCAGGACGCGCUGACGACCGCCAACAACCGGCUGGCGGUGCUGGAGACGCAGCUGCGCGAGUGCGGCGCCAUCGUCGCCGCGCUCGACAACUGCGCCGCGCAAGCCAGCUCGCUGCACCACUCCGCCUACAUGCGUUUCCAGCACGCGUGCGGCACUGGCGCGGAGGCACUGAGCUCGCUGAGGCACUGCGCAGCGCUCGUCGCGCAGGCACGCGACCGCGACCAAGCCAGGCUCGCUAGGGAGUUAGAACGUAACCGCGUGCUGGAGGAGGCGCUGGCGGCGCUCGCUCGCACGCACCACGCACUGGAGAUGUCCGUCGCUGACGAAAUCACUAAGAGUAAACGAAAAAAAAAGUUAUCACAAACCGAAUCGAAGGAAAAUUUCUUCGACGUAUAUGACGACUCUGGCGAGGACGACGACACGCUGGUGACGGCGGGGCUGUGCAGUCCGCUGGGCGCGCUCAGCCCCUGGGGCAGCAGCCCCGACCUCGCGCACACGCCCGCCAGCCUCGAUAGUGAAGAUGAGAAGACGGCGACGAACGAGGCAGCGCUGCAGCGCGCGGUGUCCGGCUCCUCGUGGUCGUUCCGCAGCGAGUGCUCGCGCGGCACGCUCGUCUCGCAGGACGGCCACGUGUACCGCAACGCGCGCCCCUACCGCAGCCCCGCCACGCCCAGUUCCGACUAAUGUUAACGGGCACAAACCCGAAUUAAGCGCAACAAAGGACGCAGCAUUUACCUUAUUACAGUUAGCACAAAUAUGUUAAUGAAAAUUUAUUUUUUCCUAAUAAUUUUAUUCAUAUUUAGAUUUCAAAAUAUACUUGCCAUGUUUUUUUUAUGAUAUUUUAACAAAUGACUAUGUUUAGACUAUCGAUAGGUAUUUCUAUCUCUAUCGUCUAAAUAAUUAGUGCAUUUAAAUGAAAAGGAUAGAGUAUAUAAGACAAACGGAAAAAGAAGAUAUAGUUUUAAAAAUAAUUCUAGAGUGGACCAUUUUUUAAUGCUAGAGGACUUAUGCAAAAAUAAAUUUACACCUUGAAAAAAAGUUAUUCAAAAUGUUGGCUUGUUCCGUUUAUUACUUAUUACUUCCUCAAUAAUAAUAAUAGUAAUAGAUGGCCCGAAAAAUAGAAAAGUAUACGCACUCUACCGGUUACGAAAACGAAAAAAAAAAUCUUGUUACCUACCUUGUUAGGUAAACGAAACAAGCCAUAAAUUUUUUAUAUGUGCUUCCGUAAAUUGACGCUAAGCUAAGUACCGGUAUUAUGUUGAAUUUUGUGACUCACAAAAAAAUUUCAACUAAAUUUUUACAAUCUAAUUUUAAAUGUUUUUUUUAUGUUCAACUAAAUUUACUAAAGUUUCAACAGAUUGGAUAUUUUUCCGUCUAAAGUAGGGAAAAUCGAUGCUAGUUAUUUAAAGAAUCAUUACUGAACAUUGAUUGAACUAAAAAAAAUUGAAAUUAGUUUUGGAUAGAAAAUAUGAUAGUUCUGGAUAAACUAGUUACAAUCUUGUACAAUAUCGGUAUAAAUUCAUUAAAAUUUUAGUUGAAAAAUCUUCUAUCCUUUUUUUCAUGCUUUGAUAUAAUAGUUGACACAUAGUAAACUAACAAAUCUGAUAA
Molecule: messenger RNA, 3061 nt
Organism: Papilio polytes (common Mormon)
Lineage: Eukaryota; Metazoa; Arthropoda; Insecta; Lepidoptera; Papilionidae
Product: oxysterol-binding protein-related protein 1-like
Exons: 14
Coding region: 332-2137 (601 amino acids)
Molecular function (GO): protein binding
Source: RefSeq, a predicted model, not a curated record